Messenger RNA from Cariama cristata (Red-legged seriema), 1273 nucleotides. RefSeq names its product ring finger protein 130 (gene RNF130). The coding region runs from base 266 to 1096 and encodes 276 amino acids. The transcript has 9 exons. Lineage: Eukaryota; Metazoa; Chordata; Aves; Cariamiformes; Cariamidae. The record is from RefSeq and is a predicted model, not a curated record.
GAUCGACCGCGGCCGCUACGGGCAGGAUUCCCCCAAGGUGGAGGUCAAGGGCCUGCUGGUGGCUCCCGUCCCCAUCAACGGAGUUGCAGAUCGCCUGGGCUGUGACCCUCGCACGCGUUUCCAAGUUCCACCAAACACCAAGCAGUGGAUCGCUUUACUACAGCGAGGAAACUGUACAUUUAGAGAAAAAAUACUGCGAGCAGCUUCACAUAAUGCCACAGCUGUGGUCAUUUACAACAAUAUAUCCAGUGAAGAACCUGUCACGAUGACUCAUCAAGGAACUGGAGACAUUGUUGCUGUCAUGAUUACAGAAUCAAAGGUUAAGGAGAUCCUGAAUUACUUGGAAAAGAAUAUCUCUGUCCUGAUGGCAAUAGCAGUGGGGUCCCGUGUUCCUCCAAAAAACUUCAGUCGGGGCUCUCUUGUCUUUGUGUCAAUUUCAUUCAUUGUUUUGAUGAUAAUUUCUUCAGCAUGGUUAAUAUUUUACUUCAUCCAGAAGAUCAGGUACACAAGUGCACGUGACAGGAAUCAGCGUCGCCUUGGAGAUGCUGCCAAGAAGGCCAUUGGUAAAUUGACAACCAGGACAGUAAAGAAGGGUGAUAAGGAAACAGACCCAGACUUUGAUCAUUGUGCUGUCUGCAUUGAGAGUUACAAGCAGAACGAUGUUGUUCGCAUUUUACCAUGCAAGCAUGUUUUCCACAAAGCCUGUGUGGAUCCAUGGCUUAGUGAGCACUGUACAUGUCCAAUGUGUAAACUGAACAUUUUGAAGGCACUGGGAAUUGUGCCAAACGUGCCAUGUACAGAUAACGUAGCCUUUGACAUGGAAAGGCUCACCAGAGGCCAGCCAGCUAGCAGGCGAUCAGCGCUCGGCGAUUUUGCCAAUGACAGCUCUCUCAGCCUGGAGCCCCUGCGCACCUCUGGGAUGUCACAGCUUCCACAGGACGGGGAGCUAACACCAAGGUCAGGAGAGAUCAACAUUGCUGUGACAAAAGAAUGGUUUAUUAUUGCCAGUUUUGGCCUCCUCAGUGCCCUUACACUCUGCUACAUGAUCAUCAAAGCCACAGCUAGCUUGAAUGCUAAUGAAGCAGAAUGGUAUUGAAGAAAUGCUUUCCAGCCGAUUGCCUUGGAGGGAGACACCUAUUUUUAUGCAUCAUUUAUCGAUCAUGCAGCACAAGCAAUUAUUUAGUACAUUCUAUUUUUUCAUAAAAUUUGCUGAUGCCAAAGCUUUGUAUUAAGGAAAAAGUGAAGAAAUAAAAAAAAACCUUUAAUUAUGAAA